Molecule: messenger RNA, 432 nt
Organism: Salpingoeca rosetta
Lineage: Eukaryota; Choanoflagellata; Craspedida; Salpingoecidae
Exons: 6
Coding region: 1-432 (143 amino acids)
Source: RefSeq, a predicted model, not a curated record
AUGACAGUUGCCAUCCACUGGAUGCCCUUGAUUGCGUCGAUGGAGCAGAGUGUUGGUGACAUUGGCAAGGUGCUGCUCAUGGCGGGACAGAGCGACUGCUUUCAAAGAGUAGGCCUUCAGCUGAAGAGAGGAAGGGGGACGCUGCUCCGGCACAAGGAUGAUGGUGACAUGAGGACGCACUGCACCGAGAUGCCGCUGCACUAUCGCACUGCCAAUGGCGGUCCUGAUGUCAGCGAUGACCGCACGGCAUAUCCAUCGAUCCUCGCACGUGCCCAUCGUUCAAGCACCGAUGACCUGUCCAAGGCUUACCUCUUCGUUCCAAGCACAGACGUGUCGUGCUGGUGUGAAGAUUUCAUGCACGGCACGUACUCUGGCAACAUUGAGUCGAUUCAUCCCGUGAGCGCAGCCAUCGAGCGCAAUCUCUCCAGCUGA